AGUUAUCAUCGAGAGCGUGGGAAGUAUGGGGGGACGUUGCGGUAGGAGUCGGGCUCGGGGGAAAGCGUUUCGCAAAGGGCGCGAGGGCCCUGACGGGCGAGUAGUGAGAGAGGCCAAGCGCGGUGGCGACCCCGACUGUCGUGCCACGCAGACUGCCACGACAUCAUCAAAUCAAAUCAAUAUUGCGUCCCAUCUCGAAGUUGUUACCGUGAUCAGUACUGUGUCUCCCUUGGAGGAGGUGAGGUUUGGCGGCGUGCGCGCCUCGCCUCAAUGUAGGCGGCGGUUUGGCGGCGUUCACGCCAAAGACCCUUUGGAGCUGCGUCGCCCAUUGCAACGUAUGCGAAGCUGCAACUUAAAUGCAACAGCAGCAUACGUACAAAUAUCGGAGACCGGAGAAAGCAGGGCACUUUUUUCGAGCUCCACUGGUUGUUGUGGAUUCCAUACGUUGUUGUACCCUGGCGGUAACUGUGGAGCAAGCGGUGAAGCGGCGUUGUCGAUGACCUCUGUCUGGGCUAGUGAGCUCUGCUGCAGGUUCGCUGGCCGGACGUGGGCAGCGUUCGGCAGCGGAAAUGCCUGUAGAAGCCAUCGCUGGGCGGGGAGAAAUGGCGGAUUUCGGGCUGGUCUAGGUUGUGCUAUCGAUCGGUCGGUCAGCUUUCCGGUCGCUACGCCAGCGGGAUUGCGGCGGAGCAUCAGCUACAGAGGAAGGAGGAGGGCGGGGACGGGGAAGUUGCUGCGCGAAGUGGACCAGGUGCGACGUCGAGAGCUGCGGUUCGUUGGUGUUGAUCGCGGCUUGCGCUUCCUGCGGACUCAGCUGGCCCGGACGACUAGCCGCUCUCGAUCUUGCCGGAGGAAACCUCUGUUUGAAACUCGCGGGCUACGCUCUUCUUGUCGUGGAGCUCCUUCGAAGGUAGAGAGCUCGCAGACUCGUGGUCGUCGUUUGCGGCAUGGAGAGACUGGAUUGAGCUUUGCCGACGGAGCCUACGAUCGCCUCCCGCCGCUGGUGAGACACGUGUCUGCGCCAUUUUCGCCGCAGGUACGUGCCCGUUUGCGCCGACCUGUUUGCGCCUGUUUUGCUUCGAGCUCGACCAUCCCAGAUUCCAUCGACGAAGACGACGUCGAAGAAGAAGACGACUCCGCUUCUCCUGCCUUGCUCGGUGUUGAAGACCACCUUUCUGGUGUUCCCGCAGGAUUGGCUGUCCGUUCUCCGCGGCCACUGGUCCAUAGCGAGGAGGGCCUGGAAGAAAUGGCGGCGGGCAUCUUCACUGGAGAACUGCCAUCGCCUAUGGCGAUUGUCGACGGCAAACUCAUGGUGCACGGGACAUCGAUCCUCACGGAAGUGCCAAACAAUGUCAUAAUUUCCCCUGAUGAGACUAUGUGGGGUGCCACCGGGGCUUUCCUAGGAGCCGAAUUCGACAGUUCCAGCAGCCGCCACGUGGUGUCCUUGGGUGUUCUGCGGGAUCUUCGAUUUGUGUGCUGUUUUCGUUUCAAGCUGUGGUGGAUGGCCCAGGGAGUGGGUUCGCGGGGGAAGGACGUGCCAGUGGAAACUCAGUUUUUAUUAGUCGAGGGAUCGGAGACGGAGGAGAGUGCCCUCGGUAAUCGCACUGGCAGUAGCGACUCGUUGUCUGAGCUGCUGGCUGGUGGAGGUGUUUUUGGCGCUGGCCAGGUUGACGAGACGGCCGCUCAUGGGAAGAGAGUGUACACGGUAUUCCUGCCGCUCUUGGAGAAGGCUUUCCGGGCCUGUUUACAUGGCAACGAGAAAGAUGAGCUGGAGCUUUGUAUUGAAAGUGGUGAUCCUGCUGUCGAAACCAAAAGCGCUGCUGCUGCCGUUUAUGUGUCUUCUGGUAGAAACCCUUUCAACGUGAUUACUGAUGCUGUGAGCCUGGCGGAGGGAGGAGCACCAGCCCGAUUUGUGAUCAUUGAUGACGGGUGGCAGUCCACUGGAAGGGACCAUGAUGAUAAUGCUGCAGAUGGUGCAGUCACGGCCGGAACACAGUAUGCCCGAAGGUUAACAGCAUUGAAGUCCAACAGAAAAUUUCUGAAGGAAAAGGUGGAUGACAGUUCAGAUGAGGCGUCUAGUGACAGCUCAGGGGAUGCAGCGGCUGUACCUGGCAACUUUGGACACUUUGUGAAGAACAUAAAGAACAAGUUCAAUCUGAAGUAUGUGUAUGUUUGGCAUGCUCUCACCGGGUAUUGGGGAGGAGUUUGCCCCAACUCCGUGGAGAUGGAGCACUACACCCCUUCAUUGAAGUUUCCAGUCCCUUCUCCGGGAGUCUUGGUGAACCAGCCAGAUAUGGCAGGGGACAGUUUGACACUCAAUGGGCUGGGCCUUGUGCAUCCGGGGAAGGCGUUUGACUUCUUCAAUCAGUUGCAUGCCUACCUUGCAGCUUCUGGCGUUGAUGGUGUCAAAGUGGACGUGCAGAACAUUCUGGAAACCCUUGGGGCUGGGUUUGGAGGACGUGUUGAGAUCACAAAGAUGUAUCACAAAGCUCUGGAGGAGUCUAUCCGCCAAAAUUUCCCUGAUAACGGCUGCAUUGCCUGCAUGAGCCAUAACACAGAUGGCCUCUACAGUGCAAAGCAAACUGCUGUAGUGAGAGCUUCGGAUGAUUUCUGGCCAUCCGAUCCAGCAGCACAUACUGUCCACAUAUGCUCUGUUGCAUACAACAGUCUCUUCCUGGGAGAGUUCAUGCAGCCAGACUGGGACAUGUUUCAUAGUCAUCAUCCAGCUGCAGAGUUUCAUGCUGCUGCUCGAGCCAUUGGAGGAUGUGCCGUGUAUGUGAGUGACAAGCCUGGCAACCACGAUUUCGGAGUUCUGAGGAAGCUGGUUUUGCCUGAUGGUAGAAUACUGCGUGCAAGACUUCCGGGGCGCCCAACUCGGGAUUGCCUGUUUGUUGACCCACUAAGAGAUGGAUGCAGUCUGCUGAAGAUCUGGAACGUGAAUGUUGCGGGUGGGGUUGUGGGCGCCUUCAAUUGCCAGGGAUCUGGCUGGUGCAGGACUGGGAUGAAGUACGUAAUCCAUGACCCGACGCCCGGGCAUGUGUCAGGUCAUGUCAAGGCAGCUGAUGUGGACAGCCUCGGAGCCCUGGUAGCAGACGAUGGGUGGAAUGGCGAUACUGCUGUAUAUUCCCACCGUGGAGGGGAACUGAUCCUGCUUCCUCGGGGGCAGAGUGUGCCAGUCAGUUUGGCCGUGCUUGAAUUCGAGGUCUUCACAGUUGCGCCAACUAAGGCUGUUGCCCCAGGUGUGUUUUUUGCGCCGAUAGGGUUGGUGGACAUGUUCAACUCAGGAGGUGCCAUUCUGUUCAUGAAGUAUUCGGCAGAUUCAGAGGGGGAGUGCAGCCAUGAGGGGCAGCACCAAGUGCAUGCGACCAGAGCUAAUGAUGCUUCCGUGUCGUCUGAGAGUGUAACAAUGGCAGUACGUGGUUGCGGCCGAUUUGUUGCGUACUCCUCUGAAACACCCAAGGCAUGCAUGAUCGAUAACAAUUCAACCAGUUAUUCGUACUCGGACGAUGAUCAUCGCCUGUCUCUUGAGCUUGGGAAACCUGUUGAUGGGCACGUUUGGACGGUCAAGAUCUGUUACUAGCCUCCUUUUCUUUUCUGUAUAGCAAUUGCCACAUGGUAUGGUUGUAAUGUAUCAAGAUUCAAGAUCUUCUACUAGCUUUAUCAGCUUCUUUCUGUGUAGAUACUAGAGAGUAUCACAUGGGUGUAGUGUGGUUGGCGUCGUCGGUUGACAUUGAGAUGCGUGGACAACGGGUAUGUUUGUUCGCUCCUUCCUUUCAGGAAUGCCCUGGGCUUUGUAUUCUUUCAUUGUCGCUGUGAUGACUUCUCAUACAGUGUGAAGGGAGAAACUGACGGGCAGGAACUUGAUUGCUUGCCAACGAAUAUCCUCAGUGUUAAGGUGUAGUUGUUUGUUUCGCUUCAUUUUUAUUAUUCAGGUGUUUGGGUCGUGUGGGUAGCUUGUAGUCUGAAGGGCAGUACCCCAGUUAGGGUUGGCGUUCACCUUGUCGUGAUAGAUUGCUGAGCCUCAGAGAUUUGAGGUGCUGAAUCAUAUACCCACUAUUCAGUUACCAUUCUGAGGUGCUGAAUCAUGUAUCCACCAUUCAGUUAGCAUUGGGUGUCUCCAUCAGAUAUGAAGCAGCACCCAGUAGCUGGAGCUGUGAUAAUAUACUGGCAAUUAAGAGUGUUGGAGAUGUGUGUGUAAUACUGUGUAUGUGUGUGUGGGGAGAGAGAGAGAGAGAGAGAGAGAGAGAGAGAGAGAGAGAGAGAGAGAGAGAGCACCAUUUAGUAUUGGAUGCCUCCAUCAGAUAUGAAGCAGCACCCAGUAGCUGGAGCUGUGAUAACAUACUGGCAAGCAGGAGUGUGGGAGAGAUUGGAGAGAGGGAGAGAGAGAGAGAGAAUAUGAAAGCGGCACAAAGAUGCUGAACAUAUAAAGGGAAACUAGAUAUCGGACCUGUGGCAACUUGCAAGCAGUAAUAUGAGAGAGAGAGAGAGAGAGAGAGAGAGAGAGAGAGAGAAUGGUUGACAUGCUGAAGCAGCCUCCUGAAAAACAGCAGCCGUUGUCUGUUCCUCUUUACUCUGUUGCUGAUGAGGUCCCACACUGUAGCGAGCAUUCUUUGAAGCCAGUGCUUUAUUUCCGUCGGCUUUGCACCAGCUGGAUCAGCCUCCUGAAAAGUAGUGUCAGUUGCUUGUUCUGCUAUGCUUUGCUGCUAGAGCUUUGACAAGCAUUCUCCUAAGCCAGUGCUUUAUUUCCAUCGGCUUGGCAAUCAAGCUGUUCCAACUACAAUCUAUGGGUCUUCUCUCCGGGAUUUCUUGAUCUGCUUCCAUCAGUGGCGAGUUUUCUUGUUACUUUCAAGGCAAUGUUGUUCUGUGAUUUAUGCAGCACCAGAAUUGUGGCACCACCCUUGUUGAUUAGAUGUCCUGGACGGAGGGGAGGAUAUUUAAGCUCUUGGAAGUUCGAAUGUAUUUGCGCUGAUGGAACAGAUAAGCAUGCUGUGCAUGAACUUUUGGAUUUGGAGUGCGUCUUCAAUGUCACAUCGGCAGUGGUAAAAUCUUAUACUGCACAUGCCGGCGAAGUGGCAAAAGUUGCUGUGAAAGUUGUGGCGAGUUGCUGUGAAAGUUGCGGCGAAACUGAUUCUGGUCGUUUGCAUCUGGCUUCUGUCUGCUCGAUCUGCCUACCAGGAAGGGCUUGUUGAUGUCAGUAGUGUGAUGGAGAGUACCACGAUUGAAGCCCUGGGUGGCAUUGCUUUGUGUCGAUUUGGAAAGGAAGAGGGAUGUGCCCCUGCACAAGGAUGACAUGCAUAAAUUGAGGAACGGUCCAAAAAAAAAAGGGAAAAAAGGAAGGAAGAGGGAUGUGGCUGAUGUGGCUCAAAUGCUGCUGCAUUCAACAUGAUUGAUGCACACGUUUUUGUUGCACUUUUUCCCUCCUUUCAUUAUUGGUUCGCUUGUUUUCUUGACUUCGUAUGAAUCGAUAGAAUUUGUGUAUGAUAGGUUUUCAACUUCUUAAUACUUGUGCGUAGGUCCUUUUAUGCUUAUUUGCCAGUAGGGAGCUAAGGAGUGAAUGACUCUU
Molecule: messenger RNA, 5560 nt
Organism: Chara braunii
Lineage: Eukaryota; Viridiplantae; Streptophyta; Charophyceae; Charales; Characeae
Source: the annotation of a GenBank genome assembly